This is a messenger RNA of Aspergillus sclerotioniger CBS 115572, 3781 nucleotides long. RefSeq names its product non-ribosomal peptide synthetase. The transcript has a single exon. The coding region runs from base 258 to 3332 and encodes 1024 amino acids. Gene Ontology annotation, molecular function: phosphopantetheine binding. NCBI's taxonomy places the organism in Eukaryota, Fungi, Ascomycota, Eurotiomycetes, Eurotiales, Aspergillaceae. The record is from RefSeq and is a predicted model, not a curated record.
AACACCUUAGUCACUCACUAUCCUCAGACGUAGAGACUGAAUCUGCAAUCAGGUACUCGGCAGGGCCUCAUAGAGGGGGGAUGCUGCACGUCAUACUCGAGGAAUGGUAACAUUGUUGGUCGGGGAGAGGACGAGGUCGUAGACUAUAAAUCGAACCAAAGAGCCUGCAAACUGAUCUGCCGGCUUCAACCCCAAUAGUGCGACGCCGCCCUCAUACCCAUCUUCGAUCCCGAGUAUCACAUAUCUUGUCUUGCACGAUGGGCUCGUGGGCAUCGGAGGGCCUUGCCCACGCGUUGCAACGCCAGGUGGAGCUGUCUGAGGCCACUGUAGCCAUUCGGAGUGGCGACCACGCGUUGACCUUCAAAGAACUACACAACCGGGCGCUUCAUCUGGCCGAGCAAAUCGAUCGAAAACGACUAGGCACCGAGUUUCCCGUCUCCAUUCUGGCUCCUCGGGGCAUCAAUCAUGUGCUUGCCCAGGUUGCCGUGAUCUAUGCGGGAGGAAGCUGUGUCCCCUUAGAUGUGAAGCAGCCUGACGACUAUCUGGACGGCCUGCUCGCCCAUCUCCACUGCAGCCUGGUCAUCACCGAUCCAGAGCACCAAGGCCGGCUCGUGGCAUACGAUCAUCUGGUGGCCGAUCAUGAGGCCAGUACGCCGCGGAUCCGCGCCGUGGAUGAUGAUGCUUGGAGGCCAUACCCCUCGGUCGAGGGGGCAUGCUCACACAUCUUCCACACCUCGGGGACCACGGGAAAGCCCAAGGCAGUCCAGGUCCUGGGGCAGGGCAUCCUCAAUUUAGCCUCCAGUGGGACGUAUUUAGCAGAACGAGGGCAGCGAUUUGCCCAUGUGGGCAAUGUCUCCUUCGAUGCUGCGCUGUUUGAGAUCUGGGUUUCGCUACUGAGUGGCUGCUCCCUGGUAGUCAUUCCCCAGGAGGUGGUGUUGGAGCCCGUGGCCUUCUCGGAUCGUCUUCGCUCGGAGAAGAUCGACGUGAUGCUUCUUACCCCGGCGUUGCUGACCUCCACCGCCAACGCCAUUCCCAAUGCCUUUGCCACUUUGCACACGCUCUAUACUGGUGGAGAGGCGAUCAACGUCCCGGCGGUGCGGACCAUCUUCGAAAAUGGUGCCCCGCAAAGACUGGUCAAUCUAUACGGCCCAACAGAGUGCACAGUGUACUGCCUCUGUCAUAAAGUGUCGGCCGCCGAUGUGGAGGACAACCACAUUCCCCUUGGUCACCCUAUUGACAACAUGGAUGCCUUCGUGGUCGAUGACGAUCUGAAUCCAGUCAAUCCGGGCGAGGUUGGGGAGCUGCUUGUGCGCGGGACUGGGGUUUCCCGGGGAUACUAUGGCGAGGAGGAGAAGACCGCAAAGGCCUUUGUGCGCGCUGCCCAUCUCGCCGGAUCAGAGAGCGCCAGCAGCCACUGCUACCGAACGGGAGACCUGGUGCGACGCAACGCAGCGGGCUCGUAUGAUUUCAUCGGCCGGAAGGACAACCAGGUCAAAAUCCGGGGCCAGCGAAUCGAGCUGGAGGCCGUGGAGCUCCUAUUGCUGGAAACCGGUCUUGUCCGCGCCGCCACUGUACUGAAGGUGCAACCGGAGGAUUCCACCCUACCAGCCCUGUUGCUGGCCUACGUGAUCCCCGCCUCGUCGACAGUGGAUGCCAACGCAAUCAUCCGGGAGUUCAUCCGGCGGACGCCACAUAUGGUGCCGCGAAUCGAGUUUCUCGAGGAAUUUCCCCUGCGUCUCACGGGCAAGGUCGAUCGUAAGUUAUUGGAACAUCAAUACCUCGACAAGAUGCGUAAGGCUCGCCGCAGCCUCGUAUCUUCCGGCAAGAAAGGCCCUCGCGGCCAAUCUUUUCCUGCCCUGCUGGAGUACUUGGAGGUGCUCUGGCGUGAGAUCUUAUGUCUGCCCGUCGACCGAUUGCACAACUCGGACGAUUUCUUCCACAUCGGCGGAACCUCGUUGCAGGCCGCCACCUUGGUCGCUCGGGUGCGACAGGCACUUGCCGUGGAGUUGCCAUCUGCCGCGCUAUAUGAGCAUUCCACGCUCGAGGGCCUAGCCCGCCUGGUGCAGAGUCUCCAAGCUGGGACGGUGCAUGAUGCCCACCGGCAGACCGAGGAGGUCUGGCGGGAAGACUGUGAGUUGGGCAAGGAUGUCACGCCCCUCCCCGGUGCCCUCCCCGACUGGAAAAGCCCGGACGAGGGCCGAGUGUUCUUGACGGGGGCCACAGGAUUCGUCGGGGCGUUUUUGCUGUAUGAACUUCUCCAGAUGCCGGCCGUCCGCAGGGUCGCCUGUCUGAUCCGGGCCAAGGAUGUGGUGACGGGCAUGGCUCGGCUGCGACAGAAUCUUGCAAAAUAUCAGAUUCGCCUUGAGCCGGGAAUGGAGGACAGGAUUUUCAUCGUGCCAGGGGACUUUGGGCAGCCCAAUAUUGGGUUGGACCCGUACCUGUACGAGCUCCUGGCGGCCUGGUCGAGUGUGGUCUUCCACUUGGGAGCCCACGUCAACUACGUGCAACCGUACUCCAGCCACCGCGCAGCCAAUGUGCACGGCACGCUCCGCAUGAUCGAGUUCGCCAAUUCGCAGCGGCCCAAGAUGCUCCAUUAUUCCUCCAGCAUUGCCGCCUACGGCCCGUCGGGUUUCGUGCUCGGGGCGCGGGCAAUCCCAGAGGAUGCGCGCCCGCGGGAGUACAUGCGCGCUCUGGAAUAUGACACGGGGUACUCGCAGAGCCAGAUGGUGGCCGAGACGGUCAUCUGGAAUGCCAUUGACAACGGGCUCCCUGUCGCCAUCUACCGGCCUGGCUUCGUGCUGGGGCACACGCAGAGCGGAAUCAGCAAUCCAGACGACUUCGCUGGACGACUCUUCAAGAGUUGUCUCGAGAUGGGCUGCUAUCCCAUCCUUCCCGCCCAGCGCAAGGAAUUUAUUCCCGUCGAUUUCGUUGUGGGCGCCUUGCUGCAUAUCGCUGCCUCUCCAGCAAAGCUCCGCAAGGCUUACAAUCUCAUCCAGCCUCGACACGAGGCAGCUAUCGACAUGGUCACAACCUUCAAGAUCCUCAACGAUCUAUCACCCACCCCAAUGCAGGGGAUGCCGUAUGCCGACUGGGUCCGACGCUUCUCGCUGGAGCUGCGAGACCCGUUACAUCCCCUGAUCCCCAUGCUACAGGAGAAGGUCCUCGGGGACCUGACACGGUGGGAGAUCCAGGAGCACAUGGCUGUUUACGGCACGGACAAUCUCCGGCAGGCGCUCGCCGAUGCUCCGGGGCUGUUAUACUGUGAGCCGAUGUCGGCGCUGUUUAAGCGGUAUGUCACGCAGUGGAUGCCGUCCCAGUUACCGCAGAAAUAAUCUUCAAUCUCCCGGUGGGUACGAGACCUCUAUAAUGUCCCUAAUCUUUCUGUAUUAUUCCCUCGAAAGCGAAAUUGAACCUUUUUCUUGCUCUUUGGCGUGUUUGGCAUAUAGGUGGUAGCAGACAGACACAUAAUGAGCUGCUAGGUCACAGAAAGGCUCUGUCAGCUGGCGCCAGUCGGGAAGGUCUUGUCCUCCUGCGAUGGUCGUGGUACCAGGAGAUAGAUAAAUAAAUAGAUUGUGAGGUCUUUCGCUUGUUCCGCCAUCUCCACCUUGUAAUCAAGGCCCGGUCAGAUGGUUGUCGAUGACCUCUCCUGUCAUUUAGUAUCUCUCUUUAUGUUGGUCCAACUGUUGUGAGCCCUCCUGUUCCACUCAAGGCGAGUCCAGCUCAUUCGUAACGGUGUUUCAAGCACUUUGGGACGACUGUUCGGGUAUCGCGCUCCCAACCC